UCUUUCGGACACAAUUGCUACCGCAAUCCGUUCUUUCUCUUUCUCAACUACAGUCAUUCUUUCUUAAUAAACCGGUCAAACCAACCGUCAUAAUGAAGUUCAACGGAAUUGUUGCCUCGCUGGCUAUUGCCAGCACUGCUUCCGCCGCUGCCAUCCCCCGCGAUGUUGCCGUUCAGCAGGCUCUCGACCAGGUGACCACUGUCGCCGGUAACGUUGACAACCUUGUCAACGGCCUCGUUGGCGGCCUCCUCGGCUGCAGUGACGUUACCAAGGUCCAGCAGGGUAUGCUUCAGCUCCCAUCCGACAAUUUCUUGACGACAGGGCACCUGAAUAGGCUAACACGUUUUGAUAUCAACAGAGCUUUCCAACGUCAAGACCCAGCUCUCCAAGGCUCUCCCCGUCAAGCGUGACAUUACUUCCGAUGUCACAGACACCGCCGGCAACGUUGUCGACGAAGCCACCAGCGGUAUGUGCCUGAACACCCAUUAGAAGCCAAGAAUGAAGCUGAC
Molecule: messenger RNA, 509 nt
Organism: Aspergillus wentii DTO 134E9
Lineage: Eukaryota; Fungi; Ascomycota; Eurotiomycetes; Eurotiales; Aspergillaceae
Exons: 1
Coding region: 93-410 (105 amino acids)
Source: RefSeq, a predicted model, not a curated record